Molecule: messenger RNA, 3606 nt
Organism: Paramecium sonneborni
Lineage: Eukaryota; Ciliophora; Oligohymenophorea; Peniculida; Parameciidae
Source: the annotation of a GenBank genome assembly
AUGGAAAAUGAAAAAAGCAGAUAAAUUUAAAAAAAAGAGCUUAGAAGUUUUUGUGACCCAUAUAAUCUUAAUCAUUAAGGGCUAUCAGUCAAUUAUGGUUCCAUUUAUCAUCUGGAUGUGAAGAGAAAUAAGAAUUUGGUUAAUCCUUCAUCUUAAUUUAGGGAAUCUAUAUAAAAUAUGUUCAUAUAAUUCUUACACAUUUUUCAAAAAGAGCACUACGAAGGCCACAUCAAGAACUGCCAAAGGAAAAUCGAUGUUGAUGUUGAUCUGUUAAAAUAGAUGAGUAAUGUUGCUUCGAUAUAUUUGAUAAGGAAAAUUAAUAUCAUGAUAAAUUUAUAUCUGGAAAUUUCAAUAAUAAAUAUAAGAAAUAUUAAUGAAUAAGAUGCAAACCUAUAAUAUUUAUCGUUAAAACAUUAAAAAUGAAUAUUUAAUCAUUUAAGAAAUCUAAAACAAGCCAUUUUAUAAAAAAAAUCCAAUUAUUCACUUCAUAAAUUAGCAUAAAUCAAUCUAAAAAUUGGUCCACCCACUUAUUAAUUAAAUAUUCAUAUGAGUUGGAAUGCAGAAAACCUUGAGGAAGGUGAAGUUAAACCAACUGAUUCCACUCCAAUUUUGGGUGGAGAAUAGAAUGCAGGAGGAUGGUAAGUAGAUGAAGUGAAAAAAACUCAAGAUAAUUAAUGGGGGCAAGAUGAAAAAAAGGAGAACAAAGAAAAUAAUGUUAAAAAUGAGGCAUAAGGAACAUCAGGAGGUUGGGGAAACCAACCUGAGUAGCAAUAAUCCUCUUGGGGAGAAAGUAAAGCUGAAAAUAAUGAUAAUGCUUGGGGAUCAGGAACUACAGGAUUUGGAACCACAACUACUGGAGAUAAUGCAGGAUCAUCAUGGGGAGGUGGUUCAACAUAAUGGGGAAGUGGAGGGAAUUCAGAUAAUAAUUUUUAAUCAGAUCGACCAAGAGGUCGAGGAAGAGGAGAUAGAGGAGAUAGGGGAGGCGGUUUUAGAGGCAGAGGAGAUAGAGGAGAUGGUUUUAGAGGAAGAGGAGACGGAUUUAGAGGAAGAGGAGACCGUGGAGAUAGAGGAGGAUUUAGAGGUAGAGGUGAUAGAGGUGGAGAUAGAGGAGAUAGAAGAGGUGGAUUUAGAGGAGGUAGAGAUAAUGGUGGAAGUUGGGGAGGAAACUCAAACAAUAAUAAUAAUGGAGGAGGAAAUAGUUGGGGAGGUAAUGGAGAAGGAAAUUCUUGGGGAAAUUCAGAUAAUAAGGAUAAUUCUGGAGGUGGCUGGGGUAGUUCUUCAGCUAAUGAAUAACCAGCUUCAUCAGGCGGAGGAUGGGGAAGUACUGCAACAGAACAGCCACAAUAAUCUGGAGGAUGGGGAAAUUAGACUGAAUAACCAGCUUAAUAAACAUCUGAAGGUUGGGGUAGUAAAAUAGAAUAGCAACCAUAAUAAGGAGGAUGGGGAUCUACAGCAGAAUAAGCUCCAUAAUAACCUAGCGAUGGAUGUAAGGAAUAAACAACUGAAUAACCAGCUUAAUAAUCUAAUGGAUGGGGUUCAUCAAAUACUGAACAACCAGCAUAGACAUCAGGAGGAUGGGGAUCUUAAACAACAGAGUAACCAUAAUAAUAAGGAGGUUGGGGAUCUACAACAACAUAAGAAUAAUAGCCAACAUCAGGCGGUUGGGGUUCAACAACAUAUGCAACAUCAGAUUAACCAUAAUCUGGAGGAUGGGGAUCUACAACUGAAUAAACAAAUACUUCAGGUGGAUGGGGUAGUUAACCCGCUCAAUCAAGUGGAGGUUGGGGAGGUUCAUCAGAUCAGUAAAAUGGUAAUUCUUGGGGUGGAGGAGGAGGAUCUGAAGAGGGACAAAGAGGACGAGGUAGAGGAAGAGGAGAUCGCGGAGAUAGAGGAAGUUUUAGAGGAAGAGGAGAUGGAUUUAGAGGUAGAGGAGAUAGAGGUGGCGGAGAAGGAUUUAGAGGUAGAGGGGAUGGAUUUAGAGGAAGAGGAGACCGUGGAGAUAGAGGAGGAUUCAGAGGUAGAGGUGAUAGAGGUGGAGAUAGAGGAGAUAGAAGAGGUGGAUUUAGAGGAGGUAGAGAUAAUGAUACUUCUGGAAAUUAAGGAGGUUGGGGAGGAGCCUCAAAUGAUUAAAAUGGUGGAGGAUGGGGAUCUUCUGCAACUGAAUAACCUGCUUAAAGUGGAGGUUGGGGAUCUACAGCUACUGAAUAACCACAAUCAAGUGGAGGAUGGGGAUCUACAGCAACUGAAUAACCACCUUAAAAUGGAGGGUGGGGAUCUUCUGCAGUUGAAUAACCUGCUUAAAGCGGAGGUUGGGGAUCUACAGCUACUGAAUAACCUGCUUAAAGUGGAGGAUGGGGAUCUACAGCUACUGAAUAACCAGCUUAGAAUGGAGGAUGGGGUUCUACAGCCACAGAAUAACCAGCCGAAUAACCUGCUUAGAGUGGAGGCUGGGGAUCUACAGCCACCGAAUAGCCAAAUUAAAGUGGUGGUUGGGGCAGUUCUGACGCUCCUUAAUAAUCUAAUGGUGGCUGGGGAAGCAGCAACAACGAUUAAUAAUAAUCAAACGGUUGGGGAAGCUCUGAUUAACCUAAAUAAAAUGAUGGAUGGGGAUCCAAUAAUCAAUAAUCAAACGGUGAAAGAGGAAGAGGUAGAGGAAGAGGAAGAGGUAGAGGAGGAGAUAGAGGAUUUGAUAGAGGUGGAGAUAGAGGAUUUGAUAGAGGUGGGGAUAGAGGAUAGGACAGAAAUAAUAAUAACAGUCAUGACAAUGAGAAUGGAGGUGAUUUCCCUACUGCAAAAAGAGUCAAACCUAACCCUGUUGUAAUUACAAUAUCUGACGAUGAAAAUGGCAAACCAUCUCCUAAUUUUAGUGAAGAUGAAUAAGAAAAAGUAAAUAUUAUAAAUGAAGUUUUAAAAUAAACUGUUGAUGCAAAAACAGUUAUUUUGUAGCUACCUGCAGUAGAUGCUAAAUUUUCCCCACUUUUUAAUCCUGAGCCUGACCCUGAUAGCUUAAAAACUGAUAAUUUAUGUCAUCUUAGGGGAGGUCUCUACCCACAUGAAUAACUAAAAAGAGUUAAAUUUGUUUAUACAGGAGGAAUCAAAGUAGAUUCUGAAAGACAACCAGUUGUUAAUUUAGUCACUUUUGAUAACGACUUAGAAUUUAUUGAAUCUUGUCCCAAAGUAGACUUAGCAGAAAAAUAAGGAAUUGAAACUGUAUUUUUAAGCCCGUUGAUUAACGAAUAUCGAAUUCUAAAAAAUGAAUUAGUCUAAUUGAGAUAAGAAGAGAGAAGAACAUAAAUUAGGAGAUAAUAUAUGGGAAUUGUUGAAGGAAUUGAUAAAGAGAACCAAGACUUAAUUUUUUAGGUUGGAUUAGCUUUACUUAAAGAAUAAAAGGCAAUCAGAUUGAAAUAUGGAUUUCUAUUUGCUGAAUUAACACUCUUCCAUAUUAAAUAGAUAUUUGGAAAUAUGGAUUAAGCCGAACAUUAGUCAUUAUAAGCCAAAGAAAAAGAACUGCGACCAUCUAAUGUAGUUUUUGUGGUUUCCAUAACACAGAAAUGGUUGAAUGAUGUGCCAAAAUUGAAGUGUAGAAGAAGAAAAGAGUUGUUAUGA